CCGUGUAUAAUAGCGCUUCCCUCCCGGCUGCAAACACACAGAGACUGGUAUACAGCACAUCACACACUUCCCACCUGCGGCUGCUGCUCUGAUGACAGACACCAAACUCGGAACCUCCAGGAUGCAUCUGUUGUUCGUGCUUCCCUUGGUGAUCGAGGUCCAGUCCAUCUCCAUGAUCCACAACUUCACCUACAACUGCACCUGCCACCUGGAGCUCAAAAUCGCCAACUGCACCAGCAGCAAUUUCACCCACCUGCCCACUACGCUUCCACCCUUCACCGAACAACUGGACCUGUCCCUCAACCACCUGAGUGCCAUCCAUCCCCAAGCCUUCCACAGCAUACGAAGACUUCGCGUCCUGCUCCUGAACGACAACAUGAUCGCUAUGCUAGCCGACGGAGCGUUCUCUCUUCUAGAAGGACUGCUGAAGUUGGACCUGAGCCGAAACCGAAUCUCAUUCCUGAGUGAAGGAUUUUCACUGGGUCUCGGUUCCCUUCGAGAUCUGUCACUGGCUGAGAACCGAUUGGCCAGCUUGGACAGCAGUUGUUUUUUCCACUUUGACGCCCUCCAAAGACUCAACCUCAGCCAUAAUGCUAUAGAGACCAUCAAGAUAAGGGCGUUUGGGUCCAUGAGUACCCUACGCCAGCUACAACUCAACUCGAACAAUUUAACGGUUCUCAAAAAUGGCAUCUUCUCCAUGUUACGAAACCUCGAAGUCUUGAAUUUACAUCACAACCAGAUGCACUACUUGGACGUCGGCGUGCUUUCGCCAUUGACCAGUCUCGCUCUACUGGACCUCACCAACAACAACCUCUCCACGAUUCAGUUCAAGACCUUCCUGAGUCUCAACACAUACAGCACUCACAUAAUGCUCCAAGGAAACCCAUGGGAUUGUGACUGCGAUCUGCAGCGAGUCUUCCAGAAGCUCUGUAACGUCAAGCGGCUGUUCCUGGAUGACUACGACAACCUCACCUGCGUGAACUUGGACGAAAGUCACAGAAACUACACAAUGAAAGAGGAGUUCUGCACUGCAGAGAUGGUUACUGUCCUGGUCAUCACCAUGACGGUGGUCAUCACUGUUGUGGCUGCCAUCGUCAUGGCGGAGAAGAAAAGGAAAAAGAAGAACAAAGAGAAGCAUUGGACGGAAGUUGGCGAGUUGGCGUGUGCAUCGCAAGACUGAACCAAUGGCGAUAAUGCAAAAAGGAACAUUAAUCUUGCAUGAUAUUGUAUAUAUAUUCAGGGUUUCUGAAGAUAAAUUUAAGACUUUUUAAGCCCAAGUAAAGAAUACAUCACAAUAAAUGCUCCCUAAAUAUAAAUAUCUUGUAUUCGCAACACUUC
Messenger RNA from Carassius carassius (crucian carp), 1338 nucleotides. Its product is annotated as leucine-rich repeat-containing protein 3-like. NCBI's taxonomy places the organism in Eukaryota, Metazoa, Chordata, Actinopteri, Cypriniformes, Cyprinidae. Gene Ontology annotation, molecular function: protein binding. The transcript is spliced from 2 exons. Bases 92 to 1180 code for a protein of 362 amino acids. The record is from RefSeq and is a predicted model, not a curated record.